CCCGCAAUCAGGUUCGUGCUUUACAAUCCGCCUUACUCGUGACAUUCAUCAUCGGAUGAAAAAAAGGACGGUAGUGUACAUGUUUUUACUUAUGUUACUCUCUCGUCUCCGAUUGGACUGUUCCGUAAAUUCUCGCAGUACGUGCAAUUACGCGAGAGAACGACGUACGCGCGUUUCACAGCGAUUCAUUGAUCUUUACGCGCGUAGCAUCGUGCGCGGCUUCCCGGUUCGUAUAUCGCGCUUCUGAGGGGACGGGACGAGUCGAGUGUCGUCGAGCAAGAGAGAAAGAAGCCUCGGAAACAGUGGUGCUGAGCGAGGCGCGCAACAAAGAGGAAAAUGGAAAGAAACACAGUGCCUCAUUGACAGCCACGUACCGAAGUCAUUCUACCUGUCAGAUGAUUGUCUAUCAACUGGUUCAUCAUUACACAUAAUUCGCUAGAUUCCCAUCUUAAAGCUCCAAUCAACUUCCACAUGUCGCUCAUACUAGGACGAAGGAACUCUUCCUUCAUUAUUAUUUCCAACUCCUAGUGCGAUUAAACUACAAGGGAAAAAUACUAACUGCAGAGAUACCAAAGAUACCAGAACGAAGGAAAGAAAAGUGUGUAACCUGAAAACUGAAGAAAUAAACAAAAAAAAAGAAAAAUAAAAAAGUGAAUAAAAACCGGAAGAGGAAUGGUAAACAAAAACAUCAGAAUAAGACAAAGUGUCUUUGUUAUUAAUAAUAGGAAUAAAAGUACGAAGGAGAACCUUUGUAGGCUCAUUUCCCGGCACUGGAUGUCGGACUGACGCGUCGACCGCGACGCAGAAGGGCAGAAGGUGCAAGCAUUUCGGUAUGCGCGAAAAAGUGAUAUAUACUAACAUCUCCGAGGAACAAUUAAACAUUAAGAAGGAGCGAGAGAAAAAGAGGAGGUUUAUUUCUAUCAUAAGCUUACAGACCAGAAGUCGGGAUGGUUUAAUGCAAAUAGUUCCUCGAGAAAUAUCUGAUUAUCAAUAUUACAUGAGCAAAGUAGUCGAAUAAUCAAAAUAAAAAAAAGUAGCCAAAUACUUCAAUUUCGGGGAACUAUUCAGCAGAUCUGGUUUGCACUAAUUCUAAUGCAAUCUUCGAUACUACACUUUCAUACUACUGUAUCUGAUACUAAUUAAGUAUAGUAUCUGAUACUGUCAAAUUAAAGAAGCAUUCAAAAAGUUCAACGCCAGACAUUUCUAAGCUAACAGCGGAUUACUACACUGUAAGAAACAAUAGAGGACGACAACCGCGACCAUCAAAAUAAGCAAUAGCGUCCUCGCGCCAAGUAUAUGUAGCAGUACUAUUAUUUCGUGAUCUCAGUCCGACGUUUUACCACGCGCUUCCAGGUGCCACUCCUAUCAUGAGCCAAGUACUAUGAGAUUCUUCAACGUGGUGUACGCGAAGUUUCCCCUAUACCUACUUUUAUUUGGGAUUGGGCGCUUAGCUUUCAUUUCUUGGCUUUCACUUCUGAUAACAACCCUUAAAAGGAACGAGCCGUAAAAAGGAAUCUGUGACGAUCUAUUUCGAAGAUCUACAUCGAACAAUUGUUGAACACUGCAACCAGGUUAUUCGUCAUAACUUAAUCUUGGCGAUUAAAUUCGGGCGCAAUUAAAUUGAGUCGAGGACCUUCAAGGAAUAUACAGAACGGACAAGGAAUAGGAAGCGUGAGUGUAAACGAAGAAAGACUGGUAAAGGUGAAGUGGGGUCCGAGGAUAGAGAGCACAAGCAUCACGUGGAGUGUGAGCACGAUAGCACCGCGGGUCGUUCUCAAGGGGACGGACGCCAUGGCGGCUUCUUCGUCCUCAUCGACCGGCGGAGAGCAGCAAUACUCUCUUAGAUGGAACGACUUUCAAUCGAGCAUUCUCAGUUCCGUACGUCAGCUGAGAGAUGUGGAAGAUUUUGUCGACGUCACGCUCGCCUGCGACAGCUGCAGCUUUACCGCACACAAGAUCGUUCUUUCGGCGUGCAGUCCGUACUUCCGAAACUUGCUCAAGGCAAAUCCAUGUCCUCACCCAAUUGUAAUCCUGAAGGAUGUGGCUUCGUCGGACAUGGAAUCCUUGCUACGUUUUAUGUAUCACGGGGAAGUACACGUGGGUCAAGAGCAGUUACCUGCUUUCCUGAAGACAGCUCAAAUGCUUCAAGUGCGGGGUUUGGCGGACGUUAAUAGCGGCGCCACGAAAAUUCCAUCGUCGUCGGCCGGCAACAACGGUAGCGCACCUGCAACCCCACGUAACUGGCAAGAUAACGGCAGAGGGGAUCUCAAUGAAAGUGAGUUGAGUCCACCGGAAAAGCGAGCAAGAAGUUACAGUCCGCCAAUAGGAAACCACGUCGAACCAAAAUUGGAUCUUCAGGAAUCCUUGUUAGGCCAAGCACUCGAAGGUGGUCCCACGAUACACACGACAUCCACAAAUAAUAUACAGGCACAGUCAACUGGCGAAGAUUCGAAUUCUAUGUCAGAAAACGAGGAGGAUGUGUCGAAUCACGGCAGUAUUCUUAAUGCAGUGAAGACCGAGCCAAGUGAUAUUCUAAAUGAUUCUAUAGAACACCAUCGAAACAGCUUCCCUGCAGCGUUGUUAAGUCUUCAAGGCAUGAAUAUGCCAGGACCUUCCGGUAUGCAUCAGGUAGCCAAUCAGGAUCCAAACUACGUCGCUCGACGAAGUCUGGAUAUGAUUCGAGUCCGUGCAACGGAUCCUAGGCCUUGUCCGAAGUGCGGAAAGAUGUAUCGUUCAGCACAUACGUUGCGCACUCAUUUGGAAGACAAACAUACAGUCUGUCCGGGAUAUCGCUGUGUUUUAUGCGGCACAGUGGCAAAAUCUCGGAAUUCUCUGCAUUCACACAUGUCGAGACAACAUCGAGGCAUCAGUACGAAAGAUCUUCCAGUUAUGCCGAUGCCCAGUAAAUUCGAUCCAGAAUUGGCGUCCCGUUUAUUAGCUAAGGCUGGAGUCAAGGUGAGUCCGGCUGAACUUCGCGCACGAGCCAGCCCAACAGCAUCUCGAAGAAGCGACAUGAGGUUGGAGCCACCUCGUGCAGGUGCAUCCGAAGUUGACAGCUGCGGUGGUGAUGAUCCCGAAGACCUUAGUCUUAGGUACAGUUCACCACUUUCGAACACCGUUAUUACUAAGGUAAGCGGCAACAGCAACAGUAGCAGCAAUAGCAAGAAUUCGACAACGAUCGUACCCAAGUCUCUGGAUUCUAUGCAUGGUAACGGUGACCUCAACAUGGCGCCAUUGCCACAUGGCAGUCAUCAUCCGGGCCACAAUACUAGUGCGAUUGCUGGCUCGGCGAUUUUGGACACCUAUUUACAGUUUAUUGCAGAGAACUCUGGUCUAUCGGCGAUAGGACUUAGUCCAGAGCAUACGGCCGCCGUAGCAGCACAUGCCGCUAAGAUGCGCAUGAGUUUGGAAAAGCACGGCAGUCGCAGCUUGGAGGAUUAUCCUAUAAUCGGCAGAGACGAGGGUCGAGGCUCCGGAGUCGUUCAUGAGAACAGGCAGGAAUUCGACAGACACAGCGGACUUGCCGAUGAAGUGGAAUCGUCAGGUGCGGAUGACGACGAAUUUAGCGAGAAUGAGGAGCCAGAAGUGAUAAAGGAAUAAUUCCUUCCUUCUAGAAUAGCUAAUGAUUUUAAACAGCAUCUUCGAAUUACUGACGAAUUCUUCGAAUGAUCUGCAGUUUGCGGCAUAAAUAGGCGCUCGCGACAAUUCUUGUUUAAUGAAGCAAGGGAAGUAAUGUAUAUGCCAGAUCGUCCACCCGAAGAAUCGACCAAUAAUUCUUGUUUCUUAUUGCCUGCUCUAUUAUUGCGUGAAAUGACUUGUGAAGUUUAUUGGAUGCCAGAUAUGUUUGAAAAGUUAAAAAGUCUCCAAAGUAUUUUGACGCCGAUAUAUAGAUGGUGCGUGGACAAGCUUGCUUGUUGGACUAGAGUCACUUAAUUGCCAUUACAGCAAGUAAGCAUAUGUAUAUAUGCAAAACUAUGCAAAUACAUACUCGCAUGUAUACACGCACAUACACACAUACA
Mycetomoellerius zeteki is the source of this 4019-nucleotide messenger RNA. Its product is annotated as protein abrupt. Gene Ontology annotation, molecular function: protein binding. The coding region runs from base 1792 to 3600 and encodes 602 amino acids. Gene Ontology annotation, biological process: regulation of transcription by RNA polymerase II. NCBI's taxonomy places the organism in Eukaryota, Metazoa, Arthropoda, Insecta, Hymenoptera, Formicidae. The record is from RefSeq and is a predicted model, not a curated record. Gene Ontology annotation, cellular component: nucleus. The transcript has 9 exons.